Elgaria multicarinata webbii is the source of this 1031-nucleotide messenger RNA. It is a transcript of the gene RNF223, whose product is annotated as ring finger protein 223. Bases 59 to 970 code for a protein of 303 amino acids. The transcript has 2 exons. NCBI's taxonomy places the organism in Eukaryota, Metazoa, Chordata, Lepidosauria, Squamata, Anguidae. The record is from RefSeq and is a predicted model, not a curated record. Gene Ontology annotation, molecular function: ubiquitin protein ligase activity. Gene Ontology annotation, biological process: protein ubiquitination.
CACCACCAGCACCGAGCGGGCUAAAUAGCGCCCCCUAGAGAGAUCCCUUGCGGAUUUCAUGGAGACAGCGACACUCCUGUCUUCUCACCUGAGAAGAAACAGCGGCUGGGCUUCCAUCAUGUCCUGCUUCUCCCAGGUCUGGCACACGGAAGUGCCGGACUCACCUCCCAUGAGCCCCAUCAGCCCCGUGCCGGCUGCCCCCCAUGAGAUCCCCAUCCCACUCAGCCCCAUCGUCAUCACCUCCCCGACGCCGGAAGACAGGCCCCGGGUGUGCUCCCCCAUCUCGUCGCCCGUGGGCUCCCCCGGGGACGGGAAGACCCGGCUGGGCUCGCCAACGGACCGGCCCACCUCGCCCAUCGAGUGCUCCAUCUGCUUCAACACGUACGACAACCUCUUCAAGACCCCCAAGCUGCUCCACUGCCGUCACACCUUCUGCCUGGAGUGCCUGGCCCGCCUGACGGCCGCCCUGCCACCCAACCGGGCCGAGGACCAGCUGCCGUGCCCGUUCUGCCGGCAAGUCACCGAUAUCCCGCUCGAAGGGCCUCCGGGCCUCCAGACGAGCAGGGAGCUCUUAGCCACCCUGCCGCCCGAGCACCAGCGGGAGAAGAUGCUCUGGAUGGAAGGCACCAAGCUGUGCUGCCGACAGUCGUCCGACCCGGAGAACGCCGAUGCCUGUGUCAGUAUCGACAUCGCCCCCAGCAAGCCCGAGGUCCCUCAAAUGCCCCCGGAAGGGCUCGUCGGGCGGCUCUCGCGCUGCGACAUGUGCGACGACUGGAAGCGGAUCAUUCUGCUCUCGGCGCUGAUCAUCGUCCUCUUCUGCAUCAUCUUGUGGCCAGUUCAGUGCGCCCUGAAGACGGGCAACCUCCGGUGCUUCACCAGAACGUACACAAUGGCCAGACCGCACUAUGUGCCUCCGUCUUACUUCACCACCGCAGCGCCGACGACGAAUACCGCCAGCCCCAUAGAGUGACCCGGGACGACCUCCCCCGGAGUCCAACGGGGAGGGGUCCGCAGCUCUUUCUUUGCACGCC